GUUCCUACAGGUCAAAAUUUACUCAGGAGAUGCAGUUCAAGUGAAGUCAGAAGAUGUCGUCAUAAUGGAACCGACGACCGUCAGCAGCACCGUGGAACCAACCAGUCCAACCACACCUCCAACAUCACACUCAACCAACGUGGGGGAACCAAAAUCUGGACUCAACAUUCCAAUAGCGGCACUGGCGGGGAUAGGCGUGGGUGUUUUUGUGGCUGUCCUGCUUGUAGCUCUACUGGUGAUAUGGAAAGUGAAAAUAAGCAAACGGGAGCCAUUCAGCCGUGGGGGUAAUUUCACCGAUGGAGUCAUGCCAUACUCGGAUGAGACGUCCGAUCCCACCAACAACAUGCUUCACAGCGAGGCAGACAGAGGCGCCGUGCAGGGUGUCUACCCGUCACCUUACGCCAGCUCCCCUUAUCGGAUGGACGGCGGCGCAGGAGAGGAGUUUGGCUGCGGUGAUUCCUGUGUCUGUGACAACGACCUUAGGAUACACAAAGUGGACUUUAGUAAAUUGGACUUGAUUGAUCUCAACCAUGCUGACCUGGGUUCUGUGGCACCUUCGGGAAUCACAGUGUGAGAGAAAUUAAUAACAUCUACAUGUACAUGUAGGUCAGAACAAACAGUGUGGUGGCAAAUAUUACGAAGAUUAUGUUCAUGAUUUAUUUGAGACUGGAAAACAACAUGUUGGAAAUAACCUUGGCAAGUAACUAAAGUCCCUCAUCAGUCUUGGAUGGAACAAAGACUAGCAAGCCUCCUUCAAGUCUUGAUGUGUCAUUCUUUAAAGGAAAAAAAAAGUGAAAAUGUUGUUGAUUUUCAGUUGAAACAAGGUCUUUAGCCACUUCCUGCCGGGGACUCCGGGAUCGGUUGGUUUAUAUUGGUGGCCGGGGUCUCUGAACUCGGACAAAGGAAAG
This is a messenger RNA of Acanthaster planci (crown-of-thorns starfish), 908 nucleotides long. RefSeq lists its product as uncharacterized. The record is from RefSeq and is a predicted model, not a curated record. NCBI's taxonomy places the organism in Eukaryota, Metazoa, Echinodermata, Asteroidea, Valvatida, Acanthasteridae.